Messenger RNA from Hirsutella rhossiliensis, 1635 nucleotides. Its product is annotated as nucleotide-sugar transporter domain-containing protein. NCBI's taxonomy places the organism in Eukaryota, Fungi, Ascomycota, Sordariomycetes, Hypocreales, Ophiocordycipitaceae. Gene Ontology annotation, molecular function: pyrimidine nucleotide-sugar transmembrane transporter activity. The record is from RefSeq and is a predicted model, not a curated record. Gene Ontology annotation, cellular component: Golgi membrane. Bases 1 to 1635 code for a protein of 544 amino acids. Gene Ontology annotation, biological process: pyrimidine nucleotide-sugar transmembrane transport. The transcript is spliced from 6 exons.
AUGUUACGACUCAACCUGCUCUCGUUGAAGAAUAACCUGAACGACAAGUCGGCCACUACAGCUGUUGUUAUUUUGCAGGCGGAUUGGGCCAUCCUAUUCUUCCGACCUGGCAAAACGAUACUCAAUAUGCAGCCCGCCCGGGGCUACUAUCAAGCGCUGGCCGCCGCGACGGGCUUAGUGGUCAUUCAGGUUGGCAUCGGCAUCAUCCUGAAGACCGCGCAGACCAACGGCUCGUAUUCUUUCUCGACAUCCGGCUCCGUCAGCUUCUCCGAGCUAGCCAGCGGAGUUGGACCCAGGACCCGGGCGGCAGAGAACCACGAUUUUCUCCCCAUCAGCUCGACGGAUGCCUCCGAUGAACAAGGAGUGCACAACGGCCAAGACGCUCUCGGCGACGAGUAUGUUUCUGCACAGAGCAAGUGCUUCAGCGCAACUGUGCCCUCAAAAAUGGACGUGGGCGCACUCUGGAGCUACUUUCGCGGCGAAGUGACUAGGGAGAAGCAGUUCGGCUUCUAUAUUUUGGCCCUUUGCUAUACUCUCAUCAACAAUUCGGUCUUUCUCAGCUAUCAUCUGGCGGAUCCAGGGACUGUGCAGUUGAGCAAAACGGGCGGAACGUUGAUCACCGCCAUCAUCAUGGCUUCCACCCUCAAGACUGCCAUCUCUCGCACCCAAUGGGCAGCAGUUCUUCUUCAGGUAUUCGGCCUAAUCCUAACGCAAUACAAGCCGGGAACCGGUUCAACAUAUCCCGCCAGUACAUAUGCUGUUCUCUUCUUCCAAAUCUUCAUUAGCGCAUCGUCGGGCGUCUAUAACCAGCACCUAUUGAAAAGUAGCAAUACAAGUAUACACGCCGACAAUAUGCUUUUAUACGCCUUCGGUGCCGGCAUCAACAUUCUCUGCCACAUCUUUAUCUUCUGUCUAACUCCCAACGAGCCGCACUUUCUCCAGGGAUACCAUGAUAUUCGCGCAAUCCUCGUCAUCGUCAGCCAUAUUUUUAUCGGCCUUGCCAUUACUUCAGUCUUAAAAUAUGCCGAUGCCGUCGUUAAGUGCCUUGCGACGGCUGUCGCUACGGGAAUUCUCCUCUACAUCUCACCAAUGCUUUUCGGAUCCGAGCUAGGAGCUUUCGUACCCAUUGGCACCAUUAUAGUCUUCUUUGCCUCGUGCCUCUACAUGGCCUAUCCGGCUCCGCAGCCCGGCCCCGUUGCUCCCUUGGCGGGCGACAGUCGCUCUCCUCAAAGGUUUACGAGACAUGGCAGCCUUAUCCUUGGCUCAUUGACCAUCACUACGAUUGGGAUAGUCACGUUCAUGGCCAUGUUCAAAAACAAGGCCCCGAUCAGCGUCCUCCCGGAGAACCAGAAUGUGGCGAAAAAUCCGACGAGCGCAUCCCCCUUUCAUGACGUUCUCGCCAUGGUUCGCUGGAACUCGGCCCAUCCAGAACGCAUCCCUUACGUUAUGAAGUACCAGCCGUUCUUUGAUACUGUUCACAUCUCCAUUCCCGACAUGAUGCCGGGUUACCCGACUGAGGCCUACAAUUGGACACACGACCAGUUUCCAGGAACUUUCACAAUCUACCAUCAAGUUGCCGAAAUAAUGCAACUGGCGCUGGCCGGCAAGUCUAAUAUCAAGGGACUAAUUGCAUGA